Molecule: messenger RNA, 2888 nt
Organism: Vombatus ursinus (common wombat)
Lineage: Eukaryota; Metazoa; Chordata; Mammalia; Diprotodontia; Vombatidae
Gene: TACC1
Product: transforming acidic coiled-coil containing protein 1
Exons: 14
Coding region: 239-2734 (831 amino acids)
Biological process (GO): mitotic spindle organization; cerebral cortex development; cell population proliferation
Cellular component (GO): cytoplasm
Source: RefSeq, a predicted model, not a curated record
GAGAAGCGGGAGCCGGGGCUGGGGCAGGGGAGGAAGCUCCGGCAGAGGAGAGGGCGGCGAGCCGACGGCUACGUCUAACCACAUCCGCGCUGCCCGGCCAGGAACAGCCACAGGCGGCUGUCACCGUUUCCCUCCAUUUUGAAAGAAACAGGGGAUUAAAAAAAAAAAAAGGAUUGCAUCCCCUUCCCUCAGCCCACAUUUGCCUUCUCGGGGGGCCGGGGCGGGGGCAGCCGCGCUCAUGGCCUUCAGCCCGUGGCAGAUCCUGUCCCCGGUCCAGUGGGCCAAGUGGACCUGGUCCGCCGUGCACGGCGGAGGUGCUGCUGAUGGCGAGGACCGGGGGCCGGAGGGAGAGGCCGAGGAGGACGAUUCCCAAGCCGAGACCAAGUCUUUGAGUUUCAGCUCGGAUUCUGAAGGUAAUUUUGAGACUCCUGAAGCGGAGACACCCAUCCAAUCACCUAUAAAGGAGUUGUGUGAUCCAUCCCUGGGAUUAGAAGGACCUGGGGCCAAAUCUCAAGGACUGCAGGAAUUCGAUGAACAGCUGGUAGCAGAAGUGUCUGAAAAGCAUUUGCACGAGGCAUGUCCCGAAUCAUCCAACAAUGAGGCACCACUACACCUCCUGGCCCCUCUGGCAGAUAAGAAUGCUAACACGGAAGCUGAUCUUGAAAUUGGCCAAGUUUCGUCAGUGACGCCAUUGCUGUUGGAUGCUAAGAAGCCUGGGGAUAUCCCUACAGCAACUUCUGAUCAGGAUUUGUCCUCAGAUGUUUCAGCAGCCCUACGAGAAAACUCAAUGACAGAAGACAACAUGGGACUGACUCUUGAGGCUUCCAAUGACGCCGAGUCAAAGGCCAAAACCUUGCCUGCAGAUUCUGUGUCUAACAGAAGCAAGCUUAGGAAACCCAAACCAGUCUCUCUAAGGAUGAGAACAACUGGAGGAGAAUUCUCAGAAACCACUAGUGUUGUGGAGGACCACCCUAUCCCCAAAGCAUCCUAUCAGUUCAAUCCAGAUGAGCUUGAUGAAAGCACCAAUCCUUUCAUGAUAGGAGGUUCCAAGAUCCCCAAUUCUCCUCCUGCAGUGAAGCAGACCUUAAGUUCUUCCAAUGGAGAUGCCAGUGAUUCAGGGGUAGAGCUGCUGGAGGAAUCCAGGGGCUCACCUUUGAAACUGGAAUUCGAUUUCUCAGAUGGCACAGAGAGCACAGGAGUCAAGAAAAGCCUCCCUAGGAAACCUGCGCCUGGAGGCCGGAAGAUGGUUAGCAAGUUGGCUCUCAGGGCACAGAAAGAUGGAGUCAGCAAACCAAGCGUUGCCAAAGGCUUGGAAAAGCCUUCAGGCCUAGCAGAUGAAGAAAUUCCCCUUCAAAAAGCCUCCUCUAAAGUAGAGCCCAAUCAGGGGGACGACUGCAACUUUAACCCCUUUGGGGGCAGCUCCACUUUGCAGAACUCCCCACCCCUCCCAAAAGGGUCGUAUCACUUUGACCCAGAUAACUUUGAUGACUGUAUGGAUCCCUUUAAGCCUCUGAAGACCCUAAGCAACCGUGGGCCCACUAACUUUUGCUCCUCAGAUGGUAAUGAAGCUAUUGAAAUCUUAGAGUCUCAGCUAUAUGAAGUACAGGGUGAGGAGAUGAAGAAAGGGACAGGUUCCCCCAAGAAGGCAAAGUCGCGUUUGAUAACGACUACUGAACAAGUGAAAUUUCUCUGUUUUCUGUUGAGUGGCUGUAAAGGAAAGAAGUAUGAAGCUCAGUCACUUACUUUGGAUGUGUGUUCUCAGGAUAAAGGAGCAAUUAUCUCCCAGAUCCCAGACAUUUCAAAUAGGGAUGGCCAUGCCACUGAUGAAGAGAAAUUGGCUUCUACAUCAUCCAGCCAGAAACCAUCUGAGGCCGAGGUGAAAGGUGAGCCAGAAGACGACCUGGAGUACUUUGAAUGUUCCAAUGUUCCUGUGUCUGCCAUAAAUCAUGCGUUUUCAUCCUCAGAAGCAGGCUUAGAAAAGGAUAGCUGUCAGAAGAUGGAGAAGGAUGGAUCCAGUGUACCAGGUGUGUUUGACCAUUGCUCAACUGAGAAAGCCCCUGUGUCUGUGGCAUGUGGAGAUGAAAGUCCCCUGGAUAGCAUCUGUCUCAGUGAAUCAGAUAAGACUGCAGUCCUGACCUUAAUAAGAGAAGAGAUAAUCACUAAAGAAAUUGAAGCAAAUGAAUGGAAGAAAAAAUAUGAAGAGACCCGACAAGAAGUCUUGGAAAUGAGGAAAAUUGUGGCUGAAUAUGAAAAAACCAUUGCCCAAAUGAUUGAGGAUGAGCAGAGGACAAAUAUGACCUCUCAGAAGAGCCUCCAGCAGCUGACCAUGGAGAAGGAGCAGGCCUUGGCAGACCUGAACUCUGUGGAGAGAUCUCUGUCUGAUCUAUUCCGGAGAUAUGAGAACCUCAAGGGAGUCCUUGAAGGGUUUAAGAAGAAUGAAGAGGCUUUGAAAAAAUGUGCUCAAGACUACUUAACUCGAGUCAAACAAGAGGAGCAGCGAUAUCAGGCCCUGAAACUCCAUGCAGAAGAAAAACUAGACAAAGCCAACGAAGAGAUUGCUCAGGUUCGGACAAAAGCCAAAGCUGAGAGUGCAGCUCUCCAUGCUGGCCUCAGAAAAGAACAAAUGAAAGUGGAGUCUCUAGAAAGAGCACUUCAGCAGAAGAACCAAGAAAUUGAAGAACUGACAAAGAUCUGUGAUGAGCUGAUUGCAAAGCUGGGAAAGACUGGCUGUUAGGCCAGCGUCUCCUCCCUCAGCUGCUUCUUUGUGACGCCCAAGUAUUUUUGCCUUAUCCAGGAAUAAUCUCCCAUAGCAGAGAAGGGCACAUGCUUACUGCUCUCUGUUCCGCUUUGCUGCAGACUCAACAGCCCCCCCCCCCCCCCAAAAAAAA